Mytilus trossulus (common blue mussel) is the source of this 1748-nucleotide messenger RNA. Its product is annotated as heat shock 70 kDa protein 12A-like. The record is from RefSeq and is a predicted model, not a curated record. Gene Ontology annotation, molecular function: ATP binding; ATP-dependent protein folding chaperone. The transcript has 4 exons. Lineage: Eukaryota; Metazoa; Mollusca; Bivalvia; Mytilida; Mytilidae. The coding region runs from base 3 to 1748 and encodes 581 amino acids.
GAAUGACACAAAGUCAAGACCAUCUGUUAGUGGCAGCUAUCGACUUUGGAACAACUUACUCUGGAUAUGCAUUUUCGAUGAAUGAUACUUUCAAGACGGAUCCUCUUAAGAUAUAUGCUAACCAAGCUUGGAAUGCUGGUGGAAAACAAUUGCUGUCGCUCAAAACACCUACCUGUAUCCUGUUAAAUUCAGACAAACAGUUUGAUUCUUUUGGUUAUGAGGCGGAAAAUAAAUACGCAGAUUUAGUGAUUGAUGAAGAACAUGAAGAUUACUACUAUUUUCACAGAUUCAAGAUGAGUCUACAUAAUAAUAAGAAUGUGAAAGAAGACAUGAUACUUGAAGAUAUAACUGGUAAAUCAGUAAAGGCUAUAGAUGUGUUUGCCUUGUCAAUCGAAGCACUGAAAAAUCAUUUAAUGGCAGCACUGGAGACACAAGGUACGGGAGUUAAACCUUCAGAAAUACAGUGGGUACUUACAGUUCCUGCAAUCUGGUCAGACAAUGCCAAACAAUUUAUGAGGAAAAGUGCAGAAAUGGCUGGUAUCCCUAAGAAUUGUCUUAUGAUAUCUCUUGAACCCGAAGCUGCAUCAAUCUACUGCCAAUAUUUACCUACAGAAAAAUUAAGUGGUAUCGAGUCUGGAUUCACAAUGGCCAGCGUGGGAACAACAUACAUGGUUGUAGAUCUAGGAGGUGGAACAGCAGACAUUACUAUUCACGAAAAACAGAUGGGUGACAAUUUAAAAGAAAUAUGCAGGGCAUCCGGUGGGGACUGUGGUGGAACAUCCGUUGAUGGAGCAUUUAUACAAAUGCUUGCAAAAAUAUUUGGUGCUCCUCUUAUAAAUUCUUUGAAACAAGAGGAACCUGCUGCCUAUUUAGAUCUUAUUAGAGAAUUCGAAACAGUAAAACGAACAGUGACAUCUUUUAAAUCUGGAAAGAUAAAUAUGGCUAUACCUUAUGCUACACUUGAUUCUCUCUGCAAAAAGCAUCUAGACGAAGAUUUACUUCAUUCCAUAUCGUCGUCGCCUUAUGCAAAAUCCUUAACUAUGCGAGGAGAUAAAAUAAGAAUAGAUGCAGAUUUGUUCAGAUCUUUUUUUGAGAAACCCAUACAAAGUUUGAUAGAACUAGUCAAAGAAGUACUUGAACAGAAAGAAGCGCAAUCUGUCGUCCAAAUUAUCCUUGUUGGUGGUUUUUCAGAAUGUUUGCUAAUGCAAGAAGCUAUUAAGAAAGUAUUCACAAAAUGCAGAGUGGUCGUACCAAAAGAAUGUGGCUUGGCUGUUCUCCAAGGUGCAGUUUUGUUCGGACAUAAGCCCAAUUUCAUUGCAUCUCGAAUAAGCAGGUUUACAUAUGGUAUUGAAGCUAAUAUACCUUUUGAUAUAAGUUUACACGAUGAAAAGUAUAAAAGCGUAAAAAAUGGCAAAGAAUGCUGCCGUAACAUAUUUGAUGUAGUAAUGAAGAAAGAUGCACAUGUACCUGCGGGUACAGUUGUUAAAAAGCGGUAUGUGUCGUCGAUUUAUAACGAUAACCGUCGAGUAUUUAUCAGUUUUAAAGUAUUUGUUUCUGAAAAAGACUGUCCAAUGUACACAGUUGAGGAUCAGUCUACUUUAUUAGGGAACAUGCUAAUCAAUAUUUCCGAUUCAUCUGUUGAACACCAAUAUGAUGUUGAAUUAAUAUUUGGAAAUACUGAACUCAGCAUAAGGGUAAAUGAAGCCGACUCGGAUAAUAAGGUGGAAGCAAAGUUUGACCUUAUCUGA